AGCGAGAGUGAGAGAGACCCGAACGUGCGCACGUUUUUUUGGUUUUGGAGCCUCGUGGGGCAUUCGUUUUGUGUACAUCUCCGUACAGGACAGGACAUACCACACGACACUCCACUCGGACGCAGCACGCGCAAGCAGCACGUAGCACGCAGCAGGCAGCAGGCAGAGCCCCAAGCAGGCUAAUCCUUUAAAGCAUCAUCAACAGCCACACAAAACGCAGCACCAAACAUGUUUUCGGGUCUUACAAAUCAAUUUACUUCGCUGGUUGGCGCCGUCAAGGGUGGCGCUGGCGAUGAGGAGGUCCCAGUACCCACAGGAGAUGCGGCACCCGCUGCCGUCGCACCCACCACCUCCGCCGAGGCGGUGGCCAGUGCUUCAGUAGAUCAGGAAGCAGCUGCCGCUGGCGGCGAGGGACUCGAAGGCGAGGAGGCUGGCAAAAGUAGCCUUCCCAAAUCCACGUCCCUGGUUGAUUCGUUUGUGACCGAAGCCACCGGAUGGCUGGGAAGCGCCAAGGGUUGGCUGGGCAACGCCUCGAUACCAUCGAUGCCAGCCAUGCCGGCGAUGCCAUCGAUGCCGUCGAUGCCAGCCAUGCCAGCGAUGCCGUCGAUACCAUCGAUCCCGGGACUACGAAAGACCGGCGGUGCCGACGGGGCCGAGGGCGCUGAGGGUGCCGUGGAGGGUGGUGGCGGCGCCGCAGCCGGAUCCGGAGCCGUGAGUGGUGCCGAGGAUGACGACAAGUCGAGGUAUAUUAGUGCCACAGAGGGCGCCGACUCGCAUCCAGCAUCGGGCGGCGGAACGCCCACUGGCGAUGAGGGUCAAAUUGGACAGGGUAAGGGCGAUGAAGUCAAAAUUACCACAAAAGUAACACAACAGGCCAAACACUUUGGCUCCUUCUUGUCAUCGGCCAUCAGCAAGGCCGGCAGCAAAAUCAAGGAAACAGUCAAGGAUAAUACUAUUCUCGAUUCAUUCAACAAAGAGCAGGAGGCCUUCAUCAAGGGCCAGGGCGGUGCUGGCAAUGGUGCUGCCCCCUGGAUUGGACAUGCCAACGAGGCCAAGAUCAAGGAGGAGAUAUUGGGUCUGGCCCAGGAUCGUCGCAACUUUGUACGCGCCCCGCCCGCUGGCGUGGACUUUGAGUUCAGCUAUGACACCGCCUAUCCCACGGCCAUAGCCAUUAUGGCCGAGGACAAGGCGCUCGAAACGAUGCGAUUCGAGUUGGUGCCCAAGAUCAUCACUGAGGAGAACUUCUGGCGGAAUUAUUUCUACCGCGUCUCACUGAUCAUCCAGGCCGCCGAGCUGGGAACUCUGGGCGCCGAUGGUGUGGGUCAGGCCUCCAGCGGUGAAGAUGCCAAAGAAGUGGCCCUGAAAACUGAAAACACAACCAAGACUGUCGCCAGCCCCGUGAAGGGAGAGGCUCCUUUGAGCACCAAAGCCAUUGCCGAACAGCCCAAGGCCGUGAUAGAGCCCGAAGCCAAAGAGGCAGACCAAAGCAAGGCCGGCACGGGCAUGAAACAGAAAAUCUCUGAAUCGGAAUUCGUUUCCGACGACUUUCAGACCACAACCGAUUCAGAUUUGGCUGAAAUCCAAGAUGGUAUGCGAAAAUUGGGCAUCGAUAGCAUGACCCAGCAAGCCCUAGCCCCAAACGAUGAAGAACAAUGGGAAAAGGAUCUGGAAGCUGAACUCAAAGACUACGAGGUGGUGGACGAAGGCGGCACUGGCGGAGGUGGAGGCAGAAAACCGAGGAAACAGCAGGGCAAUGCCGGCGAUGAGGAGGACGAGGAAGAACCGACAAUAUCAAACUUGCGCACGCGCUCGACCAACAACGACUGGGAGGAGUACGCCGAUUUAAUUGAGGAUACCGAUGAUUUAAAAACUUUGAAAAGCCUAAAGCGCACGAUGUUGGGCUAUCUAUGAGACGAGGCUCGCCCAGUAGCACUCUUCUAGUGCCCGUCUGAGGCUUGCCUCCUGGUGGCCUAUUGGAAAAGUUGGUUCAGAUUAUUGGCCCCCCCUCACUCCCCAAGCAGAUAUGUACGUUUUAUUCAGUUCACGUUCAGACAUGAUAUAAGACACUAAAAACAAAAGAAAAGCGAUUUUAUUAAACCUUAACGUUUUAGCCGCUACAAAAAGCAAAAAUCCAAAACCGAUUCGAUUCCGGUACACCAAAAUAUAUAUAUAUAUACAAUACCCAUAUAUAUAUAGGUAUAUGUAUGUAUAUCUCUUUACUAUAUUCUCUUUUCUUUGGUUGAGCUCGAGGACGAGCGAAGUACGGGAAAGAGUCGUCGGUAUUACUUGCCAAUUGUUCAGCACACGAAAAAGUCGAGAGAGAGCCGAUGGCAUUCAGUAACCCAGUAACCCUAUCAAUAAGUACAUACAUACUAUAUAGAAAACACUCGAGAAAACUGGUUAAAGCUAUAGACGCAGGAAUCGUAUUUGAAUAUAGAAACAAAAAACAGUAAAAGAAUACGAAAACGAAAGAUAAAGAUAAAAACAAAGCUUCAAAGGGAAACAUUUUGUUAUUUAUAUUUAUAAAUAAAUUAUAUAUAAAUAUAUAUAUAUAUACAGAAGAUAAAUUA
Drosophila persimilis is the source of this 2570-nucleotide messenger RNA. RefSeq names its product synapse-associated protein of 47 kDa (gene Sap47). The transcript has 10 exons. NCBI's taxonomy places the organism in Eukaryota, Metazoa, Arthropoda, Insecta, Diptera, Drosophilidae. The record is from RefSeq and is a predicted model, not a curated record. Bases 229 to 1911 code for a protein of 560 amino acids. Gene Ontology annotation, cellular component: synapse; cytoplasm.